Molecule: messenger RNA, 2018 nt
Organism: Drosophila suzukii
Lineage: Eukaryota; Metazoa; Arthropoda; Insecta; Diptera; Drosophilidae
Source: RefSeq, a predicted model, not a curated record
CUGCCAAAAUCCAAGAAAGCCGUCAAGAUGGCCAGUCUCUCCUUGUAUCGCUUGAUAGUUUUCAAUCUGUUGGAAGUCAAUUUGAGCAAUCUAAUGGUAUUUCACUGCUGGUCGAUAAAGGAGGCCUUACCUUUGGCUAAGAUGCUGAAUGAGAAUGGAAUUUUUUUGCAAUACAUUGACCUGCAACAGGACCCUGAAAACUUGGCCAACAUACACAAGGACUAUUUGGAUAGUGAUUUAGUCAGGUUGGGUGUCUUUUUGGACCUGGGCUGCGACCAAGCUCAACUUAUAACAAAUCAGUCCAGUCGUGCCCGUCUUUAUAACCAAAAUCUGCACUGGCUGCUUUACGAUGAGGAGGGUAACUUUACCAAGCUAACCCAGCUAUUUGAGGCAGCCAAUCUCAGUCUGAAUGCGGACGUGACCUAUGUGAGUCGUCAGGAGGAGGAGCUCUUUGUCUUGCACGAUGUAUACAACAAGGGAAGUCACCUGGGGGGCAAGCUGAACGUCACGGUGGACCAGAGUCUGUGGUGCAAUCGAAGUCACUGCCAGAUUAAGGAUUAUCUCAGUGAUUUGCAUUUGCGACCCAGACUGCAGCAUCGCCUGGAUUUAUCGAGCGUUACCUUUCGAUUGGCUGCUUUGGUUUCUGUUCUGCCCAUUAACUCCAGUGAGGAGGACCUUCUCGAAUUCCUCAAUAGCGACAGAGAUUCCCACAUGGACUCGAUUUCUCGCAUUGGCAAUCGGCUUAUCAUGCAUACUCAGGAAGUGCUCGGUUUCAAGCUUCACUACAUUUGGUGCGGCACCUGGAGCGUGCAGGAUGCUUUUGGCGGAGCAAUCGGCAUGUUGACCAAUGAAUCCGCUGAGCUCUGUACCUCUCCGUUCGUUCCCUCCUGGAAUCGCCUGCACUACGUACAUCCCAUGACGGAGCAGGCCCAGUUCCGGGCCGUCUGCAUGUUCCGUACGCCACACAACGCAGGAAUCAAGGCUGCCGUGUUCUUGGAGCCCUUCAUGCCGAGCGUUUGGUUCGCCUUCGCCGGACUCCUGAUCUUCGCUGGCGUCUUGCUCUGGCUGAUCUUCCACCUGGAGCGACAUUGGAUGCAGCGUUGUCUGGACUUUAUCCCAUCCCUGCUCAGCAGUUGCCUGAUCAGUUUCGGAGCUGCCUGCAUCCAGGGUUCCUAUCUGAUGCCCAAGUCGGCAGGUGGUCGAUUAGCCUUCAUCGCCGUGAUGCUGACCUCGUUCCUCAUGUACAACUACUACACAUCCAUUGUGGUGUCCACUCUGCUGGGAUCUCCAGUGCGCUCCAACAUCAGGACGAUACAGCAGCUGGCCGACAGCUCCCUUGAAGUGGGUUUCGACACGGUGCCCUUUACCAAGACUUAUCUGGUGUCCUCGCCCCGCGCAGACAUUCGAAGCCUGUACAAACAGAAGGUGGAGAGCAAGCGCGAUCCCAAUAGCGUCUGGCUUUCUCCGGAGGAGGGAGUGAUCCGGGUGCGGGAUCAGCCUGGAUUCGUGUACACCUCGGAGGCCUCGUUCAUGUAUCACUUCGUGGAGAAGCACUACCUGCCGCGCGAGAUCUCCGAUCUGAAUGAGAUCAUCCUGCGACCCGAGAGCGCCGUCUACGGAAUGGUUCACCUGAACUCCACCUAUCGACAGCUGCUCACCCAGAUCCAGGUGCGAAUGCUGGAAACCGGGAUCAUAUCAAAGCAGAGUCGUUUCUUUAGCAAGACCAAGUUGCACACGUUCUCCAAUAGUUUUGUGAUCCAGGUGGGCAUGGAAUAUGCGGCUCCCCUGUUUAUAUCCCUCCUGGUGGCCUACUUCUUGGCCCUAUUGAUCCUGGCUGUGGAAAUCUGCUGGGCACGUUAUGCCAAAAAGAAAUUGGGCACGGUUUUCCCACAAAGUCAGUAAAGGAAAACAUUUUAAUAAUCUUGCACUUGCACAUUUAGCACUUUUGGCGCAAUCUAGAAAUAUUUUCACACAAUUCAGAACACUAGACUCGGAACUCUACUUGGAGAAUGACUUUC